Penicillium griseofulvum is the source of this 852-nucleotide messenger RNA. RefSeq names its product tyrosine-protein phosphatase. NCBI's taxonomy places the organism in Eukaryota, Fungi, Ascomycota, Eurotiomycetes, Eurotiales, Aspergillaceae. Bases 1 to 852 code for a protein of 283 amino acids. The transcript is spliced from 2 exons. Gene Ontology annotation, molecular function: phosphoprotein phosphatase activity. Gene Ontology annotation, biological process: dephosphorylation. The record is from RefSeq and is a predicted model, not a curated record.
AUGUUCGAAAAUAAUCAAAUUCGCCAGGUAUUACAUACCGAUAUCCGAGUUCCCAUUCCGCCGGCACUCGUAGCAAAGAUCACAUCCCUACCGCCGUUUAUUCCUAUACAAGGCGUACCCAACUUUCGCGACUUGAGCCACGACGGCAACAAAUUGCGCCCAGGAUACGUGUAUCGGUCGGGAAGCUUGUCAGAAAUCUGGGGUGCCGGGAAAUCCAUCAUCGCAACCGAAUUGGGAAUUACUACAAUCUUCGAUCUCCGGAAUGAAAAUGAGCGACAAAAAUCUCCUUCACCUGCCAUCACGGGAGUCAAAACGAUAUGGUGCCCAUACGGAGCCCGACCAGCCACGAUGGGUUUGCUCGAUUUUGCUGGUGAAGACCAGGGCGCCACAGGGUUCGUGAAGAUGUACAACGGGAUCCUUGAAGCGGCUGCCCCAUGUUUCACCAAGAUAUUCCAGCAUAUCAGAGAUAACCCGGAAGACCCGUUUGUUGUCCAUUGCUCAGCCGGUAAAGACCGCACUGGUGUUUUUGCCGCUCUCAUUCUCCUCCUGAUCAACCGACCUCACGAUGAUAUUAUCAACGAUUACAUCCUCUCCCGAGUCACAUUGGAAAGCGCCCGGGAGAACCUCCUAGAGGCAUUCGCGGUAAACUUAGGAGCUGGUGGAGUUGACAUCAGUCAGUUGAGCCCCGAGGCAGUUGGUAUGCUCGAACUGUGUGGUGUUCGAGCCACGUCAAUGGAGGCUUUCUUGUUAUCGUUUGAGAAUACUUAUAGAAACGGGAUUGAGGGCUAUCUCAUUGAUAAACUUGGGUUCUCACCAAGUGAUUUAUCAACGAUGCGCAGGAACCUAACCUAG